Messenger RNA from Leguminivora glycinivorella, 725 nucleotides. It is a transcript of the gene mRpS11, whose product is annotated as 28S ribosomal protein S11, mitochondrial. Lineage: Eukaryota; Metazoa; Arthropoda; Insecta; Lepidoptera; Tortricidae. Gene Ontology annotation, molecular function: small ribosomal subunit rRNA binding; structural constituent of ribosome; mRNA 5'-UTR binding. The record is from RefSeq and is a predicted model, not a curated record. Gene Ontology annotation, cellular component: mitochondrial small ribosomal subunit; ribosome. Gene Ontology annotation, biological process: translation; ribosomal small subunit assembly; maturation of SSU-rRNA from tricistronic rRNA transcript (SSU-rRNA, 5.8S rRNA, LSU-rRNA). The transcript has 4 exons. The coding region runs from base 75 to 650 and encodes 191 amino acids.
AAGAGGUUAUGUUUCUUCGACAAUAAAAUACAUAACAAAUUCUUGAGAAAUUAGGAAACAUAAAAACUGUAACUAUGUUAAGCGCGAUUAGAAAUACGUUGCGGGUCCCCUUGAUAAACGCGGCGCGUAUGUUCCAAACUUCUGCUCCGCUAGACACGGAGAAAUUUGACCACAAACGGAUACCAGCCACCGAUGAAGGAGUUCAAGGAGAGAAGAUCGUGGAUUUGGAUGCUGUGCUCAAGCAAAAGCAGAAUCUAUUCCCAACGCUAGAAUCCGACGACCACCUAUUUGACGGCACACCGUACAAACAGUUGCCGAUCUGCAACAUCCGUGUCAGCCACAACAACACCAUCGUCACCAUGACUGAUCACACCGGGGUCGUGAAGAUCAUCAAGUCCUGCGGCAUGGAGGGGUUCAAGAACACUAAGAAGGGGACCAAUAUUGCUGCGCAGACAACUGCUAUUAGUUUAGCUUCAAAAGCAAUUGACAGAGGCUACAAGACAAUCAGAGUGAAAGUGAGAGGCCUGGGACCUGGCAGAUUAGCUGCUGUAAAGGGUCUGCAGAUGGGAGGCCUACAGAUUGCCUCCAUCACGGACGCCACCCCCGUCUCGUGGAACCCCCCGCGCCCGAGGAAGGCCAGGCGACUGUAAUACAGCAUUUACCUUAGAUUACCCUGUAGUAUACUGAAUAUAUUGGUUAUUUAAAAUAAAAUUCUUUAUUAAAAA